Xyrichtys novacula (pearly razorfish) is the source of this 10982-nucleotide messenger RNA. Lineage: Eukaryota; Metazoa; Chordata; Actinopteri; Labriformes; Labridae. The record is from the annotation of a GenBank genome assembly.
AUGAAUCACUUGUCCUUAAGCGAGCUAUGUUGCCUGUUCUGCUGUCCACCGUGCCCCAGCAAGAUUGCCUCCAAACUGGCCUUCCUGCCUCCAGAGCCCACCUAUAGCCUCAUGUGUGACGAUAGUGGCAGCCGGUGGACGCUGCACCUCUCUGAGCGUGCAGACUGGCAGUACUCGUCACGCGAGAAGGACGCCAUCGAGUGCUUCAUGACUCGCACUUCAAGAGGGAACCGCAUCGCCUGCAUGUUUGUCCGCUGCUCUCCCAGCGCCCGCUACACACUGUUAUUCUCCCAUGGCAACGCAGUGGACUUAGGCCAAAUGAGCAGUUUCUACAUCGGCCUAGGAUCACGGAUCAACUGCAAUGUCUUCUCUUACGACUACUCAGGCUAUGGGGCCAGUUCUGGAAAACCCUCAGAGAAGAACCUGUAUGCUGAUGUGGAUGCUGCCUGGCAGGCGCUCCGCUCACGGUAAGGAGGCGUGAUGAUGGUGAUGAUGAUAAGAAAGAACCUGUACAGAAAUGUAGGCGCAGCCUGUAGAGAAACGAUUCAGUCAUGGGUGUGAGGCGAUGAAUACACUGACAGCACCACUAACAGCAUGUAUAAACAACAGCAGCAAAUUUAAACCAAAACUGAAACAUAGAUUAGGCCUGACAAACACAUUAAGAACAAUCAUUUAAACCCCUAAACUUUUAAGGUAAGGAGAAAUACUCAAAAUGUUUUGCACGGCUCGCUUGGAAUGUAGAAAAUGCUCACAAAUCCCAGAUCUGAGGAGUAAAGGAAGUGACAUAACAGAUUGUGGAAACAGUUGGAGCCCGAGUGACUCUUGUAAAUUUUCCUCCACAUGCUUCAAGUCGCAAACAAAACUACCAGCUGUGUUAACUGGAGAGAAGAAGACAGCAGCAUAAAUCGUAACUCUUGGUUCGCCGUCAUUUGUGAUGACGGCUCUGAACUCGAAGAUAGAAAAUGUUGCGAAUAACAACAAUUUCACCGUUCUCGGUUCUCUUGCUCUGUAAGCGACUCCAGUCAUUGGCAAGUUUGACAAAGUGAGUAGAGUACUGAAGUGAAAGCUGCUGUGAAGUAAAAUAUGAGGAAACCAGGCUGGUAUUGAUUGAUAUAAAAGUGGAGCUGAUGUGAGAGAGCUUGAAGUCACGCUUUUUAGAUGUAAAAAGCGUCCUGAAGAAGCUGGCUGUAGAGAUGAUGAGAUUGGAUCUGAUAAUGUCACGGGUGGAGAUCAUAAGAAACUGUUCUGUAGGGAUGACACGGUGUUCCUGUGGGCGAUAAUAAGAAACGUGUUUUCUGCCGUCCAGCCACCACAUGUAGGUGUGAGUGGGUGUGCUGCAGCAUCUUUUGCUCUGCGGGCUAUGAAUAGAAUCAUUCUUAUUGGCCAAAAUUCAAGCCCAUACACUUUUCAAGCAGUUAUACUUAGUUAUGUAGUGCUUAUAGUUGCUCUGGGAUGUUAAUAGAACAAGUAAGGAGCCCUGACUGUCUCAUGUUUCACUCUCACUUCUGCUCCAUCUCUGCAAUUAAUAAUUCUGCGUUAACCGUGUGAACAGAUAUCCACCUGUUUGUGUAAUUACAUGAAUAAUGAGUCUUUUUCUCCAAGAUAAGACCAUCUGUUUGACUCCAUGUCCCUCAUUUCCUUCCACCCAUUUUUAACCCCCUCAUCAUCUCCCUCCUUUGUGCCUUUGUAACACCAUAGCUAUUGUCACUUUGGGGGAGGGGGGAACAUCUGCACUGGGUCUUAUAAGUGUCAGAUAAAGGCACUUUUUAACCAUGGUUUCUUGCUUCUCCUCUCUCUGCUAAUGAUAAUCACUUAACGUGGUGACACUGACAGAGGAUGGCUGUUACGUCCAUUGACUAAGUUCAGGGCUGGAGAAACAAGCGGAUUUGACUUUAAAACGUCUCAAUUUUCACUCGAAACUUGAGUACGGUGCAGCUACUCUGCUUCUGCUGUUUGUGUUAGUAUUACAUCUUCCAAAUGUAAAGUCAAUAUCUUGAUGGGUGCAUGCUGUCAUGGUUAUCUUAACCCUUAGACACAGUCAUUUGAAAAUGUCACUGUAGAUUUUUGAUAAUUUUAGGACAGUUUUUGUGUCAUUUUUUUCUUGAUAGAUGGCACAAAAUUAACUUAGGGUCAAACACACAGUAACACCGAGUUAGACACCCCCUCGAGAGAUGAAUGUUGCAGACCGCUUGCUUCUCUAGUUAAACCAACUUUAGUAACGACCGCACGACAGCAAUACACAGCGGUCUGAGGAGCCAUAAACAAACCUCAACCAAAACGCUGCUCUAUAGCCACAAAUAAUGCUCAGAACAGCACCUAACUUCAUCAGCAGUACAUAUAGGGUCCCAGCCAUGGCACUAACCACCAAGAAUCUUUUUAACUUUGCUUAAUUCAGCAAAGAGACUAAACUCAACUCACCUACUCUCUUCCAGCAGCUGCUUCUUUGAAGCGAGACCUCAGGCCAGUCCAUUAAAGACUGGUGUGGAGUGACGCAGCUCAAGGAAGAACAUUUAUGAUCAUUUCUUUAUCAUUUUUUUGAAGUAAUAAUCAUCAUAUAAAUCAUUUUGCAUUGCAGACGUGGUAGUGCUUCUCCCUUAGUGAUUGCGUUUCAAUGAAGAAAUGAUCAUAAAUCCCUUUAACAGAUAGAGUCUUGUGAACUUUUAGUGCUUUACACAUGUGUACAAGAUAAACUACUUAACCUGGUCCAGUGGACAACAAGAUGUGGAGGAGGAGUGUACAACAUGUUAAGCUGAAAAUAACAUGUCCAUCAUAUCUGUGCGUUUCUGUUUAUGUGGAUGAGGGGAAAAAUAGAAGUUCAUCCAGUAGGCCCUGGUUGUGUAUACUUCCUGCUGGAAGACAAACAAAUGACUCAGAGGGAGGAGAGGAGAGGGGACGCUGGCUCAGGAAAAAUGUACAGGCUGAAGAGAGGGACCAAUGUGGUUUAAAUCAGCCACGAAGAUUAAAAACUGGGCUUGUAGCGCGGCGAACUCCUCCUGUGUCAUUGCUGAUGUGAGUGGGUGUAUGCGCUCCUCUGUGGUAAAUGAAGGUGUUAGCACUGCAGAGAUUUAAAAGUGCUGAUGGUUUACACGAGUGGAGCCACUCACAUGAAAUAUCACUGUGUCCUAGCUACUGACUUUCCCCGCUGAUCUCUCUCUCUGCACUUAUUUAACACUCAACUCCCCAAAAGGAAUACACUGAGUUGUCAUCUGUGAAUAAAGGCCCUAUAAAUAAGGAAGCUGGCAAGUUAAACAGGAAACUCCUGAUCAUAAAUGUUGUGCAUACAGGAAAUAGGCUGUUGUAAGGAAGAACCUGCUUUUCUAGUGUUUAGGCAAGUUGAAACCUUUUCUGCCACAUGCUAUGAGGGCAAGCCUCCUUGCCAAAGCUUUAGUUACAAUGUUGGAUGUGAUUGAGAGAAAUGUAAGCCAAAGAAGUGGCCAGAGCAGAAAGAGAUCACUUUUUCUUACCAAACUCAGAGUUUGACUUCUUGAGAGACACAAAUAAAUUAGUGAUUGUGGUUUAAUUCAUUUUUUUUCCAUUCUACUUGCUCAUUUUGUUCACAUAGAUAGCGUGUGCUUCCACACACAGUCGUGACCAGCAAAGAAAAUUAGCUCUGAAAUUGAUCUGAUUUAAGCAGAAAAGUCCCUCCAAGUCAAAUCAAAUAAGGCUUGGCGAUUUGCGUCAGGGACAGGAGGUGUAAACAACCUUUUUUUACGUAAAUGGAAACGCCUCUCUGUACUCUUUAUGGAGGCACAGUAAUAUGGGUUAGAUAAAAAUUUGCAUGUCCUUGCUUAUCUUACUCGUCUGCUCACUGCAUGGCCCCACCUCUUUCCUCACUGUCUCCAUGAUUCACUUUGAAUCAUUUCAAUUGUCUAUCUGUUUUAUUGUUGUACAACACACCUACAUGUUGAAGUGGAGUGGAGUUAUUGGAGCGUAGUGACUCCCAAGGAAACUGGAAUGACCCCUUCUACCUAAAUAUUGCCAGAUCAUGUGAAUAAGCUUCAUCUGUUCUUAGAUGACAUCGUUGUUCAAAUACAUCCCAUCGUCAAUGUUUAAUUUCCCUACAGGCCAAAUAACUUUUUACUGCUCGUUUGUACUGGUUGGCAUUCCGCCUGCCGGUGUAACUAAAGCCCUCGGGGUUGUUAAAGCUGUGUCGAGCAAACGGUUUCCACGUGUGGUGUUAAUAAGCAGUUUGUGAGAGCAGGUAUUGACCCUUUAUUGGAUAACAAAGGGGCUGUAUCACAUGGCUUUUCAGGUUAAUUAAGCACAAUACCUCUUAAAGAUCAGAGGAGAGGCCUACGGGAACAAGAGCGUAACUAGAUAAUCGAAGAAGACUCGACUUGUCUACUGUAUGUCUCGUGUCAUUCAGUCACAUGGUUGAUAGUCACUCUACACACAUUAACUCAAUUUCAUCUGAUUUUCAUUCAUUGUGACCACAGUUGAAUUUACAUUAAAAAGCUCUUUACGGGUUUCAAGUUCGGUUUUCCUUUACAGUCUUAUAUCUGUGGUCAGUUUUUCCUUUAUGGUUGAUUGUGAUUGUUUUAACCAUACUUUAAAAUGUUUCCUAUCAAUUGUGUUGUCUGUAUUUUCAAUUAAGAAGUCUUUGCAAGACUAAGUCAUCACACAUUGUGACUUUCUUUAAAGCCAAGUUGAAAGUCAAGGAAACACUAUAAAAAACUUUGGGCAUUUCGGUGUUGCCAGCGGUUAGCAGUGGACGACUCCAGGUCAAGACCGUUCUUUUGCAUCUUUUCUGUUUACAAUCCAGCUGGCAUUUAAAAAAGCCAGAUGUGUGAAGAUCAGAAUUUGCCUCUCCGCAUUUGUCUGCUAAAUAAUCGCAAACAUCCUUCAGUUUAUUUUAUCACCUUGGAGGAGUAGUUGUUGAUCUUUCUCUAGUUGGUCUCAGUUUAGUCUGUCUGGCUUUCUGUCGCACUGUGACCCCUGAAAAAGAACCAGUUUUCUUGUGACCAGAUUGUAGUUAAAAGGUCACGAGUUUGCAGGAAGAAAAACAUCAUGACGUAGGUACAGAGGAGUAAAAAUAAAAACUCUGCCAGGUCUGUCCUGAGGAGGAGAAGACGACAACAACACAUGAAUGGUAUUUUUAAUGAAUGAACGUCUGAUAGUCGUUCCAGGAACUCAGAUUAUCUAAUUGCUGCUUGAUGUCUGACACAGUUGAAAGCAGGUUUGUUGCUUUUUAAAAAAUUGGUUCAUCAGGUUUGAAAUGCAGAGCUCAAACACAAACUGUCAAAGAGUAGAUUCGGUCCACCUGCUUUUGUUCUCUGACUGUUAUGUAUACAGAAGCCUGCUUACUUGUGAUUGGUUAAUUCUGCCUGGCCUGUUUGUGAUCAUUCAGUCAUACCUGGACUCUACAAUUCAAGCUCGACAGAUUCAACAGUUUCUUGUAGAAUCUGUAAACAGAGAUGAAUGUUGUAAUGCAUAACUCUCACAAACAGAAUAGACUCAAAGUAAGUAGAUCUUUCACAGUUAUUCAGCUCUACUUACUUUGAGUCUUAUUAAUGGGAAAAUAAUCAGAUGUUGAGAGGGGUUUAAAAACAGCUAAUGAGGUGCAAGUCUUGCGCCGAAUAUUUAUGAUUAUAAAUGAACAUCAUCUCUUUGUUGUGGAGUCUUAAAAGCUUAGAGAGCUUCAUUAUCACUUCUUUCUAGAUCAGCUGUCUGUGUCGUGACUGUUUUGGGGGAGCCUCUGAUUUAUAAUUGACUUUGUGUGUGACAGAAAGAGGGUACAUCCCAGCCUUUUGACCCUGCUGAACAUGAAUCAAAUAGCUUGUGUUUAUCACAUCAAAAGGCGCCUCUCAGAUGUCUCACUCGAGUCUGCUGCGUACAUUCCCUGGUGUGUGUCUCUCAUGUUCGAUCAGACGCACAGCCUGAGGACGAGAGCGGCUGUAGUGUCUCCCUUUUUUUUUCUCAGUGCUUGUUGAAUUUUUCUCUCUUCUUUUUUUUUAACUCUGACAUUUUGAACACAGCCGAUCCAGCCUCUUUCUGCCUGUUUUGUUUUCUGUGUCAUCUGCUUUCCAUCCUGCAGUCGGCAAAUUCCCUUUCUCUGGAGUGUUGACACACUUGAGUAGGCCGCCUCUGCUCCUGCUCCGCAGUCAUAUGACAGAGGGCAGCCACCUGUCACUCACUUCAAUAACUGCAGAACCGCAACUGUAAAUCCAGGCGCACUGCAUAGACACGCACAGCUCUUGUGUUAUUUUGUUUAUCCACAGUUGCCGAGCCACUCCCUUUACCUGAGCAGAAAAUGAGCCAGCUGAUUUAGUAGUUAUGAGUCACCAGGUUGACACACUCGACCUCCUUUAUCACACAGCAGAUUACAGAAUAAUGUGUGCGAUGGCUGUGUGUUAUCCACUUCACAAUAAGGAAGAAAGGCUCAGUUUGACUGACCAGGCCAUCAGCCCAUUUCCUUUGUGAGUGUGUGUGUGUCUUUGUGUGUGUGUUUUUCACUCCAGAAUGCCACUGUAUCAUUUUCUUUCCCCUCAGAGAUGGAGGCGGGCCAGCAGUCAAUCCUGCUACCCUUAUAUUGAGCAGUAGCCUAGCAACUGAUAUCCAAUAAGCUUUCAGACCAAGGUCUUCCCACACCACGGCCAAUAAAAACAAACGGGGGGAAAACUCACUUCCUGGUCAAUAGGCAUUAUUGAUCAAUAUGAAAAUGCCAUCUGUCUCCUCAGAUGUUCGUUAAUGAUGAGGGAUUCUCACAAACACACACUCACUCAGAGACGGACAAGCGUAUCUACAAAUCAUUUUCUCUUCUUCAGUUGAAAUAUCUGUGGUGGGUGAGCUGUGGAGGCCUGUAGACAGAAGCUGCCAUGUGUUUAUUAAGAUUGUUUUUUGCUCACCUGACUGUCUUAGAAACAGCCUUUAAUGACUGAACCAAUUCACUGUUUCUUACUUUCAAACUGUGCUGAGCCUUGAACAGAAAUCUCAGUCUCUGCUGAUCUUCAGUAAACAAGUAAACAAUUCAGGAAUCCAAGUAUGAAUCUGCCGUGCAUAAUAUGAGAUCAUUGGAGCUCUUGAGUGAAGGAUCCCCCCUGCUGUACUGCAGAUGGUGCACUAAUCUGUUAAAAAUGCCUGCACAUAUGCUCAGGAUGUCCUAAAAUAUCCAUUAGUCAUUGUGAGUAAUACGGGAUGAGAAUAUUUUUGCUCCUCGGAGAGAGCAAAAGGUGGGCAGCCGAGAGGGGAGCAGGAGAGGAUGUGAUGCAUAAUAGAUUGAAUUUGUGUCAGGAGGCUAAAUUGAUGAAGGUUUUGGGGGGAGGGCUGUAACCAUGGAGCGUGGCCAGCUAUGGGUGGGUGAGGUCUACUUGAGCAGAAAUGAGAUGGAGUAAAUUGUAGGUUUGUGCUGACCAGUCCAGGGGGUCAGAUCGGGGUUGUUCUUGGAUUGUUGUAAUGCUGUUUGAACAUGAGCACAGCUGCAGACGCACAAUGUGUUUUACCUUCUUGUUGCAUGUUUUUCCUGAACGCGUGAGCAAAAUAAAACCACCUAACCGAGCUGACACAGAAGGCUGGGGGAGCAGCUAGAGUGACCUUGCUGUGAGUGGAGGGUCAUGGGUUCAAGCUUUGCAUUAUUCAUUGUGUUCAUAUGUGUACGUAUCCUUGAGUGAAACUCUCCAAGCUUUCACAGUGUGUGUGUGCACAGAUGAACUGGGCAGAGCGUGUUGUACGAGGUUUAGGGAACGCCUCGCAAUGUUUACUGUCCUUUAUCCUCAAACUUGAUGAGUAAGCUGUCAAAAGGUUUCAAAUUACUUUCUGUAUUGGCUCUGCUGCAUAGGCUGUACAUUGUGGAGAGAUCCAUGUGCUGAGUGUCUUGUGAUUGGUCAGGAUCUUGUGGUCUGAUACGCUCAAGAACAUUGACCAGAUAAGUAUAAACAACAGGAGAUAAGUUAAGGGGAACAGCUGAUAAGGAGACACUUAAGUCCAACAUGGAUAAAGUAGUUCACGGUGAACAAACACAGAGAGUUUUGACAAUAAAGCUAUUUCUUUUUUACUUUUAAACUGAUCUUAUCAAACUUGCAGGUAGAGUUAACCAAACUUCAUCUCAUUCAGACUUUCUUAUAACCCACUUCUGCCCGUGAUCAGUCAUGAGUAAGUGAAGUAAGCAACCGAACAACCCCCUCCUGCCGUCUGAUUUAUUUUCAUCUCUCCUGGGAGGGGUUAGUGUUAUAAAUCCGCAGUGGCAGUCAUCUCUCAUUUUGCUCGACAUCUUAUUUUCCUAAUCUGCCUUCCUUUUCAAGAUGGAUUUUUUUACCGGAUGGCUCUCGCUGGUUGCUGAUCUUAAGCGUGGCAACAUAAUACCUGAAUUUAUGAAAUCCUCGUCUGACAUAGAACGGUUUAUCAGUUUUUCCUCCCCGUCAGUUUCGUAACAUGAAUAGAAUCAUUGGGGGAGUAUCACACGCAUUCUUAUCAUUUUUAGGAUUGAUUGAUUUAAUAUUUUACUGUUUGAUUUUUCUCUUAUUUUUUACUGUAAGUCUCUUGCUGUUUGCUGAUCGAAGGCAUGGCGACAAAACGAACCAAUUCCUCUGAACCAAUCUAGCUAGUGUCCUCUUGGGGUGUUCGCAUCAUCGUUUGCUCGCAUUUUUAAGACAUUGUGUGAAGUAGUAAGCGGCAUUUAGCUGAACAGACUUGACACAAAUGAAAUAUAAUAUUCAUAGCAUGUUUCACUAAGUGUGUAAUUGCCCGGACAGUCACUUCACUGAUGAGAGGGGUGAGCAGAGGAGCAUUUCAACCAAGAAUCUAACCUCUGAAUAUCACCAAGUCUUUCCAUCUCCACACACUGUACCUGUAUGUGAUGCCUCUUUGUGAUUUAACCGUCAAAACCCCUGAGGUCUUUAAAGUUCUGAGAAACAGACUUCCCCAAAAAACUCGCCUAAUCCAAAAUGGAUUUUCAGUCCCCAAGCAGUGAAAAAGGCUUUUUUUAGUCUGACUACAAAAUGUUAAGAUUAAACUGGAAAAGUAGAAAGGUCAAAGACAAGCCAUUUAGUUGCAAAUACUAAAACAAAGCUUUUUGUCUCUGAUUUGCUGAAGCUCAUAGUUGUUUUUUUUGUUUAUCAGACACUUCAGAAAGGUCAGUCCACUUUGACACAGUUUGUGAAAUGACAGUAGCUAUUUCUCCUGCUCUCUCUGCCAGUAUUUCCACUCCUAUUUUUACUCUGUGAAGUCCAGCUGACAGAAACUGUAAACAGGUCCUAUAUUUCUGCUAAUGACUGUGGCUGUAUAUAUUUCCAGCCUCUGUUCGCUCUUCAUUGAAGUCUUUUGAAACAGUAGAACCUCAUAAAGAUUGUUAUACUUGUAUUUUCAGACCGUUCAUCACAGCAGUGCAGACUGUCAUCAUCAGACUUUGUUGUUUGUGGACUGAGCAUUAUCGAAGUGCAGUGGCAGAGGAUGUGGAGUUAAGUAGAGCCUGAAAUGUUAGUGCUCCCAGUUUUCAUAACCGAGUUGUACCGCUGUGCUUUUUCCAGCAGCGCAGACAGUGAUGCAGUGUUCUGGACUUGGUUUCAGGUUGUCAGCUGACUGCUCGCUCGCUAGACUGGGUCACGUUCUACAUAAUAAGCUGAGGAAUGUCUUCUCUUUCAUUUCCCUGUUUCUCCCCCCACCCUUGAUCCAGUAUCAGUGUCUCUUUAGCUUUCUUUUUGCUUGACUUGCUCCAAGUUGCCCUCUUGAGCUCUGAAUCACAGGGCUACUGUGGUGGUCCUCGGUGUUCAGCUGCUUUGAAGGGCUGCAGAGAGCCGCUGAACCUUCGCUGCUUCCCAUCCUUGUGUGCUUGUUUUAGGAGGCCUUAUAAUCACUGAGUCACUGUGGCGUGACGUUUCAGCUGAUAAUAGAGUGUGAGUAAGUCUGUGUUUGCUCACAGGUGUGUGUUUGCUCAUGGAGCAGCAUGUUGGGGGAAUGAAGAGACGAUUGGCGAGUAAUUGGCUGUGUGCAAGCUUUACUGAGUGAUGACUAAACACAGACUUGACUUAGAGAACCAGGAUGACAUCAAGCUUUCUUUCUUUUGACUUUGGGAAAGUAAAUUUUUUACACUAAUUGGAGUAUUCAAAAUACACAACAUUUGCUUUUUCUCUUUUUGCCAAGAGCCAAGCUGCUCUUUCUAAUUAACAGAAGGCCUAGUUGGAUGUCUGCCAGUGAAAAUUUACCAGAAUGUGUCUGACUGCUAGUAGUGUAAGAUUUCUGAAAACAUGAUAUUCAUAUAUCCCGUGCUCAUCUCACAGGUACGGCAUCCGGCCCGAGAAUGUCAUCGUCUACGGUCAGAGCAUUGGCACUGUGCCCUCUGUGGAUCUGGCCUCGCGUUAUGAGAGCGCUGCCGUCAUUCUCCACUCCCCGCUCACCUCUGGCAUGAGGGUGGCCUUCCCCGACACCAAGAAGACCUACUGCUUUGACGCCUUCCCUAAGUGAGUCCCCUCUUUGAACAGAUGGCGUGUGAAAACCGGGCUUAAUAUAGUAUAUAAACAUCCACAGAAAGGCACGCACACACACACACGCCCUUCACAGUUUUGUUAAAUAACAAGUAUUCAUCUAUUCAAAUACAGAGCCGUGCAUGAAUGGGUUUAAAUCAGGAAAACACACAAGCUUACAAGAAUGGGUUUAUAAAUAUAGAUGUGUCAUAACAAUUCAGAAAAAGGGUUUUCUUCUUAAUGAAUCACAAUCUUUGGCUACAUUUUACCUUGCUCCCUCUGGUGGUCAGUUUGUGAAUCUUAUUAUUUUUCUUCUUCCUUUUAUUUACAAACCUCUACUAAUCUCGCCUUUCUUUUUCACUCAAUAGCAUCGACAAGAUUUCUAAGGUUACGUCUCCAGUGCUGGUGAUUCACGGUACAGAGGACGAGGUCAUCGACUUCUCCCACGGCCUGGCCCUGUACGAACGCUGUCAGCGCCCAGUGGAGCCGCUCUGGGUGGAGGGGGCCGGACACAACGACGUGGAGCUCUACGGACAAUACCUGGAGAGACUCAAACAGUUUGUUGCACACGAGCUGGUCAACUUGUAG